AUGAAGAUUGUCAAAAUAUAUGUGCAUCUGGCAAGGGGUGAUAAAGGAAAUAUUUUUCUAGCUGCCAUCACUAAGGAUGCGAUAGUUGUCCUCAAAAGAAUUGGUGAAGACGGAAGGAUCAUCCAGGAAUUCAUUGAGCUCGGUUCAAAAGUCAAAGCUGCAGCUUCUGAGGUCAUGGACGCGGAAGCUGCCCUUGGGGACAUAUAUCUUACUCUCAUUGUUGCUUACACUUUGAUGAAGGAUCCAGUUAUUUUACCUUCUUCCGGGAUCACGGCAUUUCAGAGGCAUAUUUUAAGUGAUAAUAGCUACCCAUUUAAUCGAUCCCGUCUUACAUCGGACAUGUUGAUUCCCAACACUAAGCUCAAGGCAAAAAUUGAAGAAUUCAUCAGGUCUCAAGUGUUGAAGCGGCAUGGAGAAGAUUUGAGCAUGCAAAGCAUGAAGGCUACAAUACAGACGACAACGCCUGACGGAAUGACAUUGAUUGAUUAG
This is a messenger RNA of Ilex paraguariensis (yerba mate), 489 nucleotides long. The record is from the annotation of a GenBank genome assembly. NCBI's taxonomy places the organism in Eukaryota, Viridiplantae, Streptophyta, Magnoliopsida, Aquifoliales, Aquifoliaceae.